Messenger RNA from Dufourea novaeangliae, 3850 nucleotides. RefSeq names its product eukaryotic translation initiation factor 4E transporter-like. Gene Ontology annotation, molecular function: mRNA binding. The record is from RefSeq and is a predicted model, not a curated record. NCBI's taxonomy places the organism in Eukaryota, Metazoa, Arthropoda, Insecta, Hymenoptera, Halictidae. Gene Ontology annotation, biological process: negative regulation of translation. Gene Ontology annotation, cellular component: nucleus; cytoplasm.
UACAAUUAGAUAUACGUGUGUAUGGCGUAUGAGACGUAGAUAGAUCACAUAAAGGAUCUAGAAAACAUUAAGUCCAUAUAGUGUGAGCUGUGAAUUUUACCUUGUUCGAGGAACAAACCUGGUCAAGAGCAGAAGAAUGUCUCAGGAAUCUGUAACAAAUGACAAGCAACUGCCAACUCCAAAAGAUGAAGGAGAUGAAGCAAUUAUAUCAAUGUCGGUGGCUGGGGAGGUAACCGACACCUCGAUUAUGGAAGUGGGCCGUUCAAGACCUCAAUUUCAGUAUUCCCGGGAGGAGUUAAUGGUAAUAAAGACCUUGCCGUUAUCGAAAAGGAGGUCUGAUUUUUUAGAUACCUCGUAUAACAAUUCACGCGGUGUAUGGGAUCCUGAACGUUGGCAUUCAGGCAAGAAGCGAAGCGAUACACCACCAAAGGAUGAAAGAACUGGACGUGGUGAUCAAGUUACGGAGAAUCACGCGAAACGUCGUAACGGAGACCCGCGAGAGCGAAUCCGUAAAGAACAAGAUGGCAUUGUUCUAAGCCCUCAGCGUAGAAGUUUUAAUUCGGGUUGUUUCGUUAACGUGAAUCAACCUUCGAACCGACGCCCUGAGAGCCCGAUAGGAAAGACGGAGGUCAGUCAUAGGGAACCCGUUCGACGAAUAGGAAGUGGUAGGAUAUUGACUCGCGACAUUUGGGACUUUAGACCUGAAAAUGAGAAACUCGAACCGGAACGUACAGAUUUCGCUUUUCGAUCAGGAGCGACUGGUGGUACAUCUAUACGUGAUCGUGAUAACAGAGAUACUCGUGACGGAAAGGAUCGAGAGGUUGUAAGAGAGAGGGAUCGAGAUAAUUUGCGUGAACGAGACGAGAGGAAUGAGCGAUACGAACGAAGAUCCUUCGGUCGCGACUACGGGGACAGGGAGAGGGAACGUGAUCGAGACAGAGGAGUCGAACGGAAUGACCGCAAUCAUCAACCAGAUCGUGAGAAAGACCGUGGGCGAGAACGAAGAUAUAGCAACGAUCGUAGGCGAACUUACAGUGAGAAUCGCAAUGACGCGGAUGAACCAGAGUGGUUCAGUUCUGGACCGACGUCUCAACAUGACACCAUCGAGUUAAGGGGUUUUGAGGAUAUUCCUGAGGAGAAGGCCAUAAGCAACAAUAUCAGCACGAAAAGCAAAAAGCAAACUUCGGUACAAAAGAAACGCGGGAAAAAGAAUUCAUUGGAGAAAGAUGAAAAGCAAACGGAAAGUUCAGCCGGUCCUAAAGGGCGUAGCACACCGACUACGAUGGAUCAACCCAUAAAUAUUGUAGCUGCACCCCAUUCACCUAUCUCAGAACAAAAUGAAUCGUCCUCGCUUACACAGAAGACAACUCACGACUCCAACGAAAGUACUGUAACCGAGGCGAGUUGUGUAACAACUGACAACUCGAGUACUGCGAAUCAGAACCAGCAAGACAGCCAUCCUGACUUCAAUCUCGAUGACUUUUUGAAGUCUGAUACAUUCCCUGGAGUUCCCGGCCUCUUAACUAAUGGAGUUGGUUCGAAUGGGGGAUCUUGUUCACGAUUCAGUCAGUGGUUCAAGAGGGAAAGUCCAGUUCAACAAGUCGAUAGUCGCAGAACUUCCAUUCAGGAUGAUAUACUGAACAAUCUUCUUAAUGAUAUUACCGAGCCAAAUAUUCAGAUCCCAUCAGUAACUGAAUCUAACACGUAUUUCGCUCCUAUUUCUCCUGCCAACACGACUACGAACACUACCACCUCCACCACGGGAGUGAAACUGUUGGAAAUGUUGCAACGCGGGAAUAAACCAAGUCAGAACGGCCAAGGAGAUGCAACCAGCAACGUUGUACCGUUAAUGAAGAACGCUUCUAUCAAAGAUAUGGAAGUUGGUGGAAAAGUUGUGCAUAGUCUGGAGGAAUUAGAAGCACGUAUGCGAGGUGGUGCUCCUCCACCCACAUCUGUAACUGAUCAGCCUCGUGUAAAUAAGACUGAAGAAGAUCUCUCUGCUUUUAAAAAAUUGCUUGCUCAAGUAACUGGAGGACAAGCUAUACCAGCAGCAAAUGGUCCUAUUUCCCAGAAGCAACCGGUAACAUUAAUGCAAUUGCUUAAUUCGCAAUUGAAAACCCAACCAAUUGCUUCUCAGCAGUCGGUUCCAGAGCCAAAUCACUCGACAUUCAAUCAUGUUGGUUCUUUUGGACCAACUCAACAUUCGCAUCAGGCACAAAUGCAGCAUGAGAACCUGAUGAAAGUGUUACAAAUUCAACAGCAACAGAAGCAGCAACAGCAGCAUUCCGAUAUGUUGUCAAUGAUGAUGGGUGGUCAACGGAUGUUGGGAGUAAGUCCUGUACCUCCAGACAUGCAGAUGAUGCUUAACAAUGUUCCAACAAGUCAAGAAUUGCUAAAGAGACCAGAAGCUCAAGCCAUUAUUCAGGGUCUUCAGCAAGGAGAAAUAACUAGGCAGCAUCUUAUACAACAAUUGCAGAAUCCAGCCAUGCAACACCGUCAUAGGGAAGUUUUAGUAAAUAUUUUAAAAAUGUAUGGUGGUACCACACCUCGUACAGUUAGUCCACAUCCUAGUGCACCUACUCCUCAAGACCAUAUCCUGCAACAGAUGUUGUAUCAGCAACAACAACAACAACACAGGAUUCCAUCCCCCAUGAAUAAUGUGAUACAGCACAGAGUUCCCUCGCCGCGGAAAAUUGCUAUGCAUGCUCAGACUGCAAUGCAAAAUGCUCUAAUUAAGAAAAAGUUGGAGGAGCAGCGUGAAAACUACCGUAAGCGACAAGAUCAACAGGAUCAACAGCAGCAACAACAGCAGCAGCAGCAGCAACAGCAACAAGCUCAACAAAGAGCGUCAGAAGCGAAGCAGACUAUGAGCCCAACGCCACUCGCUUUUACCCCGACAUCAGUGUUACGUAAAAUGACUGCCGAUAAGGAGCCUGAUGGUAAUAGUAAUGAUUCGUCGAAAUUGGCAGCUCAGUCUCAAGCAUCUCAAAUACAACAAAUGCAAUCUGCAGUUCAAUUACUGACACAAGGAGUUCUUUCUCGGCAUAAUACAUUACGACCACAAUCUGUGCAGUCCACAUGGUCGAAUCCAAGUAUUAAACAACAUCCAGGCCGACCAAUAGUGAAAGGUGGUGGUGGUAAUAGUGGUAAUCAAUUUCAAUAUAGUGGGAACUCAGAUUUCCAACAGCAACAACAGCAACAGCAUAGAACGGUCUCAAGCGUGUAUGGUAAUCCAGCACGCUCAAAGCAUACUAUGACUACUUCUAUACCCCAUCACGGUGUUUCGCAGUACAACGUGGCUCAUAAUUCAAUGAUAAGCCAGAGGUCAAGUACUAUGAACAACCAAAUGAAAGUUCAGCAACAGCAGCAACAACGGACACUUAAUUCGCAAAUGCAAAUGGUUUUGAAUCAAAACUACAAUUCCAGUCGUACAGAUGGGCGGGUGAUGCGAUCGCAACAAAUAAACAUGCCCGUAGGUCGUCAAACGUCACCAGGUUUAGGAUACGUAGGUGCGAAUGGUGGCGAUCUUUCACCAACCUCGAAUCAGUUAGCAAGAUGGUUUAGUCCAGAACUUCUUGCCCAGGCGCGGGCUGGUAAGCUUCCAGAGCUUGUCCAAACAAAUGUUUUGUCCUUGGAAGAAUUAGAAAGACUUCAACAUGCAUCGACUACAGUGCAUAAUUAGAUUGAUAUUGUACCUUCUCAUAUUUACAAUUGCAAGCAGGAAGGACUCCAUUGGCAGUUACUGUUCUAACGAAUUAAAUCUUUCAAAUUAGAUGGCUUUUCAUAUGAAACACACAGUAUGAAGAUUCAUUCUUAUUAGAAAACAAAAGAAGAACAAGGAAAAGUUUAU